AUGGAUGCUCUUGCUGGCAGUCCCUUUGGAUGGCUCUGCGUGGCUGUCACCGUGCUUUUUGGGGUGACUGUGCUCUGCACGGCCAAGAGGAGCCCGGUGGAGAAAGUAAAGGUGCUGGUCUGGAGCCUCCUGCCCGCCUCGCUGGGGCUGCUGUGCGUGGCCACACUGGGUGCCGGCGGGGGGCUGGUGGUCUUCUGCGCUGUGAGCCUCGUCUCCUCUGUGUACCUGGGCGGCAGGGCGCUGCUGCCCGUGGGCGACAAAGCCGUGCUCAUCACAGGAAGCGACACUGGGAUUGGACAUGCACUGGCUAAAUACCUGGAUAACUUAGGUUUUGUUGUGUUUGCUGGGGUUUUGAAUAAGGAUGGACCUGGAGCUGAGGAACUGAGACGGACCUGUUCUCAGAGACUCUCUCUCCUGCAGCUGGAUAUAACCAAUGCCACCCAAGUCAAGGAAGCUUAUCUAAAAGUCUCACAGAAGGUGCAAAAUACAGGGCUAUGGGGAGUCGUGAACAACGCGGGCAUCCUGGGCUUCCCCGCUGACGGUGAGCUGCUCCCCAUGAGCACAUACAGGCAAUGCAUGGAGGUGAAUUUCUUUGGAGCUGUAGAGGUGUCUAAGACCUUCUUACCAUUACUUCGGAAAUCCCAGGGGAGGCUGGUUAACAUGUCCAGCAUGGCAGGAGGCAUUCCACUGCCGAGGUAUGCUGCAUACGGCGCAUCAAAAGCAGCCCUGUCCAUGUUUUCUGGAGUAAUGAGGCAAGAGCUUUCCAAAUGGGGAAUUAAAGUUGCUGCAAUUCAUCCGUCAGGCUUCCGAACAGGUAUACAAGGCACAUCUGACCUGUGGGAUAAGCAAGAAAAGGAGCUGAUGAAGAACCUUCCAGCAGACACAAGGCAAGACUAUGGUGAUGACUACCUCCUGGGGCUGAAGAGCUACCUCCUACAAAUGCCCGCAUACUGUGAUGCUGACCUUUCCCCCGUGCUGAGCUCUAUCUUGCACGCUUUGCUGGCCAAGAGACCACAUGGGUUGUACACUCCUGGUAAAGGGGCUUAUCUGCCCCUCUGUGUCUUCUGCUACUUUCCUCUCUGGUUCUAUGACUUUUUCAUUAGUAAGAUGCUGAGUACUGAGCCUGUCCCAAAGGCACUGAGAACGUCAGAACCUGAAAGCAAGAAUCUCUAA
Messenger RNA from Charadrius vociferus (killdeer), 1173 nucleotides. RefSeq names its product hydroxysteroid (17-beta) dehydrogenase 2 (gene HSD17B2). The record is from RefSeq and is a predicted model, not a curated record. Gene Ontology annotation, molecular function: oxidoreductase activity. Bases 1 to 1173 code for a protein of 390 amino acids. The transcript is spliced from 5 exons. Lineage: Eukaryota; Metazoa; Chordata; Aves; Charadriiformes; Charadriidae.